AUAAUAUCUUGCGCUCGGUGCCACAGACAGACAGAGUAGCUCCAAGGACCAAGACGCUUGCAGGCUGAUCACUUUGACUUUUCCUUCAUCUUCCUUUUCCACCAUCUUCUCGCUGGUCCGAUCCGCACUCCAUCGUUGAAAUUCCAUGUCAUUUCUGUGAAGAAAUUCACCCAUCUCUCUCUCUCUCUCUCUUGUGGAGGAGGAGGAGGUACGCCCAGUUUUCUUCAUCUUGCGUGCGCUUUUAUAUGCCUGGUUUUGUUCUAUUUUCUAUGAAAAAAAUCCGCUCGUAUAUUUGUUCUUUGUGAUGUCUGUGGAUUUUCUCGUUUCCGAUUUUUGUUGGUCUUAGUGGAUGGAGCUGCUCUUUAUGCUCACUUGGAGAUCUUGUUAAUCUUGGUUUAAAGUUGUGGUAUUGAACUACCAGUAGCCAUGUUUGGUCGUUGGAAAAAUUCUCAUCAUGAUCAGGAGAAUGAUCAGCUGCAACCUGAGUUAAAGGUCAAUGAACUUAAGACUGCAAUCGGACCCCUAUCUGGACGUAGUUUACAGUAUUGCACUGUAGCAUGCUAUAAAAGAUAUUUGGAAGCUCGGAACUGGAAUGUAGACAAAUCAAAGAAAAUGUUGGAAGAGACACUCAAUUGGAGAUCAACCUAUAAACCUGAGGAAAUCCAGUGGAAUGAAGUUGCAAUGGAGGGUGAGACUGGAAAAGUAUACAGAGCAAAUUUUCAUGACCGACAUGGGAGGACCGUUCUUAUUUUGAGACCUGGAAUGCAGAACACUAAAUCUUUAGACAAUCAGAUGCGACAUCUAGUUUAUCUCAUAGAGAACGCCAUUCUUAACCUUCCAGAGGGUCAAGAACAGAUGUCAUGGUUGAUAGACUUCACUGGGUGGUCUAUAAGCAACUCUGUGCCCGUUAAAUCUGCUCGAGAUACUGUCAAUAUUUUGCAGAACCACUAUCCUGAGAGGCUAGGCAUAGCAUUUCUGUACAAUCCCCCACGGAUUUUUGAGGCAUUUUGGAAGAUUGUCAAGUACUUCUUGGAUGCCAAGACAUUCCAGAAGGUGAAGUUUGUGUACCCUAAAAAUAAUGAUAGUGUGGAGCUCAUGAGGUCGUAUUUCGACGAGGAAAAUCUUCCUAAAGAGUUUGGGGGAAAAGCCAUGCUAAAUUAUGACCAUGAGGAGUUCACUAAACAAAUGACUCAGGAUGAUGCCAAAUCCGCUGCCUUGUGGGGAUUUGAAAACAAGCUACAACAUGCUGGAAAUGGAUAUUCAGGAGCAGAGGUGGCUCCAGAGCCAGUGUCUCUUGCACCACUGGCCGGAUGAGCCAGGUAGCCUUCCUGUAUUCGCAAUAGAGUUUUAAACAUUCUAUCUAUGCCUGAAUGAUUCUUGACAAAAAGAAAUAGUCUUUAUUCAACUCAGAGCAGCCAUAAAUGUUGUUCCAUGUUAAGGUAAACUGAUACAAUCUUAACUGCAUACUAUUUAUAACAGGGGGAAUUUUGCCCAUUUUGCCCAUUUA
Messenger RNA from Juglans regia (Persian walnut), 1507 nucleotides. Its product is annotated as phosphatidylinositol transfer protein 3. The transcript is spliced from 6 exons. Gene Ontology annotation, molecular function: phosphatidylinositol transfer activity. Lineage: Eukaryota; Viridiplantae; Streptophyta; Magnoliopsida; Fagales; Juglandaceae. The record is from RefSeq and is a predicted model, not a curated record. Bases 427 to 1314 code for a protein of 295 amino acids.